GGCCUGUUAUGUAGUGUUAAGUUGUAAACUGACCUUUAUAUUUGUAAACCUGCCUUAACAUUAGUGACAUGGUGUGAAGUGUGAAGUGAAGAUGGCAACGCAGAUGGACAAUUGACAGAGAGGUCGAGGGGGCUCUUCAGAUAUAAUCCGAAUGUAAUAAAUGAGUUUGUAUUCAAUAAAUACUAAAUAAGAAACUGUCGUCAAUUCUAUAAUUCUAACAAUAAGCCCACAAGAAGAACAUAACAUGGUGUCAGAAGUAAAAAGUUAAGUAAAAUAUCGAAGAGUCGUUACAAGAGUCAAAAGAAAAAGUCGUAACAUAACCUAACAACACGUGGCCAGUGUUAAGAAAUUUAAUAAAAAGCAGUCAAAGAGAAAAAGAUUAACCAUGGCAGAACAAGAUGCAGCAGAGCAGAACCAACCUGUCCUUGUAAAAAUAAAAAGUAACAUAGUAGGCAAUGAAAUUCAACCUUUGUCGAUGGAUGGAAAUUUAGCUUUCAACUGGGAACAAUGGUGCAUGAAUUUUAAAAUAUUUUUGAGGGCUACAGGUUUAGAGGAAGAAAAUGAUGCGAGAAAGGUAGCUCUAUUAUUACAUUACAUUGGUAUAGAGGCAAGAAAUAUUUAUAAGUCAUUUGAGGUUAACAUGGAUACAGUAACAUUUAAAGAAGUAGUAGAAAAAUUUGAAAAAUAUUGUAACCCGAAGAAGAAUUUAACAGUAGAAAGACAUUAUUUUCUUACUAGAGUACAGAAAGAUGGUGAAACCAUUGAAGAUUUCAUGACAAGUUUAAAAAAUUUGAGUUUAACAUGUGAAUUAGGAGAUUUGAAAGAAAGUUUGGUAUGUGACAUGUUCAUUAUUGGUUUAAAUCCUAAACACCACUCAAUUAAGCAAAAACUAUUGCAAGAAGCAGAUCUGAAGACAGAAAAGGUAUUACAAAUUGCUCAAAAUAUAAUAACAACUCAAAUGCAAGUACAGCAGUUAAAUAAAAAUUCAGAAGCAGUGGUAUACAAAGUCGAGAAGAAUAAAGAUGAUCCAGGUCCAAAUGAUUACCAAAAUAACGGUUACAAGAGUCACAAUUCAAAUCGUCCGAGGUAUAGGAAUGAAGUCCCAGGUCCAAGUUGGAGAAAUGAUAAUCAACAGUAUAACGUAGAUGGUACAAACAAUCAAAGUCAGGUAACGAGUCAGAACUUUAAUUUUAGAUCAAGAAAUAAUUUAUAUGCAAAUCAGGAUAGGAAUAAUGAAAAUAACCAAGUGGUAAGAAAGGUUUGUCAAAGAUGUGGUGAAAACCAUAGAAAUAAAUGUCCAGCACUAGUAGCUAUUUGUUAUUUUUGUAAUAAACAAGGUCAUUAUGCAAGAUGUUGUUUAACUAAAAGAGUAAAUAAUAUAAAUUUAAGAGAAAAUACAGAACAACCAUCUAAUAAUGGAAAUGAUUCAUCUUUUGUUAUUAAAACAAUUAGUCAGAACAGUAUUAAUCAGAAUUGGUCAAUUGUAGUCAGAAUCAAUAAAAUAAAUGUAUUAUGUUAUUUAGAUACAGGUGCACAAGCUAAUGUUAUGUCAAUAAAAAAUUUUAAUGAGGUUAAUGUAGAAAAGUUAGAACUAGUACCUACAUGUAUAAAUUUAAAGUCUUUUUCAAACGAUGUGAUACCUGUAGCAGGAAAAGUAAAUUUGUUAUGUGAAAUUGAGAAUAGGUUAGAAAGUAUUGAGUUCAUUGUUGUGAAUUUGGAGUGUCAAACAAUUUUGGGUCUAGAUACUUGUCAAAAGUUAAAAUUAAUUAAAAGAGUUAGUCUAGUAAGUCAUGAGUCUAUCAUAGAGAAAAAUAAAGAAGUUUUUACUGGUCUAGGUUGUCUACCUAAUAUAUGUCACUUAGAAGUUGAUAAAAAUAUUAAACCUAUAAUAGAACCGCCAAGAAGAAUACCUUUUUCUUUACAUGAUAAAUUAAAAGAAGAAUUAAACAGAAUGUUGUCUACGAGGGUUAUAGAAAAAGUCAAUGAAGCGAGUGAAUGGGUAAAUUCAAUAGUCUUAGUCGAAAAAAAUAAUAAAAGUUUGAGAGUUUGUCUGGAUCCUCGUAAUUUAAACAAGGCUUUAAAAAGAUGUCAUUAUCCCAUACCAACAUUUAAUGAGAUUAGGUCAAAAUUAGCAAAAGCAAAAUAUUUUUCAACGUUAGAUGCACAAUCAGGGUUUUGGAUGAUACAAUUAGAUUUAGAGAGUUCUAAGCUAUGCACAUUUAAUACACCCUUUGGAAGGUUUAGAUUUACAAGAUUACCUUAUGGUAUAAGCUGCGCUCCUGAGAUUUUUCAUAAAGUAAUGAAUGAAAUAGUCGGAGACAUACAAGGAGUCUGUUUGUAUAUAGAUGAUAUUCUAAUUUAUAGUGAAACUUUGGAAGGUCACAAUAAAAUACUAGAACUAGUACUAGAGAGGGCAAAACAAUUCAAUUUAAGAUUCAAUAUGGAUAAAUGUAAAUUUCUAUUGUCAGAUAUUAAAUAUUUGGGUCACAUUUUUAAUGCAGAAGGCAUAUAUCCAGAUUCUAGUAAGGUGAGUGCAAUUUGUCAAAUGGCUAUUCCUAACUGUGUAGCUGAUAUUAGAAGAUUUUUGGGAAUGAUUAAUUAUUUAGGUGAGUACAUAGAUAAUUUAGCAGAGCGUACAAAGAAUUUAAGGUUGUUAUUGAAAAAAAAUAUUAGUUUUCAUUGGACAGAAGAGCAUGGAAGAGAAUUUGAGUCGCUUAAAGAAACUAUUAGUCAAACGCCUGUACUAGCAUAUUUUGAUAACAAUCUACCUUUAACAUUAUCAGUUGAUAGUUCAAAGUUUGCAGUUGGUGCAGUAAUUUUACAAAACAAAAAACCUAUAGCAUAUGCAUCUAAAUCUUUGUCACAGUCUCAGUCAAAUUACGCACAAAUAGAGAAAGAGUUGUAUGCAAUCCAGUUCGGAUGUACUAGAUUUAAACAAUAUAUAUAUGGUAGAAAAGUACAAGUUGAAACAGAUCACAAACCAUUAGUCAGUCUUUUUAAGAAACCAUUAUCUGAGGUUCCAGCACGUUUGCAAAGGAUGAUGCUAAACUUACAGCUUUAUGAUUUGGAAGUUAGUUAUACUCCAGGAAAAUUUCUUUUCAUCGCAGAUACAUUAAGUAGGGCACCAGUAGAAGGUCCAGAUAAUACUGAUAGUGGAGAUGAAGAGUUACGUAUACAUGGAAGUCUAUUAGUUAACAAUUUAGCUGUGUCUUCAAAGAAAUUAAUGGAAAUACAGGCAGCAACCAAAACUGAUGGAGUUUUACAAUCAUUAAUAACAUAUUAUAAUGAAGGUUGGCCAAGUUCUAAAAAUAAACUGGAAACAGAAAUUAAACCAUAUUACAAUUUUAGUCAUGAAAUACAUGUUGUAGAUGGUCUAGUCUUCAAAGGAAACCAAAUAGUAAUUCCUGAGUCAUUGCGUCAAGUCAUAUUAGAAAUAAUUCAUGAAGGUCAUUUAGGAUAUGAAAAAUGUGUUCGACAAGCACGUACAGUGGUUUUUUGGCCAGGCAUGACAAUGGAUAUAAAGAAUAAAGUUGAACAGUGUCCAGCAUGUAUUAAAUAUCAUAAAUCAAAUAGUCCAGAACAACUAUUACUACAUGAAAUACCAACUUUGCCUUGGCAGAAAAUUGGUGUCGAUUUUUUUUAUUAUAGUAAAGUCACAUAUAUAUUAUUAGUAGACUACUAUUCCAAAUACUUUGAAAUAGCACCUUUAAAUAAUACUUCAGCAAAAGAGGUAAUUAGUACAAUGAAGUCUAUAUUUGCGAGACAUGGAAUACCAUUGAUCUUAAUGUCUGAUAAUGGUCCUCCAUUCUCAUCAAAAGAAUUUCAGUCAUUUUUAGCAGAUUGGGAUAUUUCUUAUCAAAGUUCUAGUCCUUAUUAUCCAAAAAGUAAUGGUUUGAUAGAAAGAACAGUUCAGACUGUAAAGAAUAUUUUUAACAAGUGUAUAGAGUCAGGCUCUGAUCCUUAUCAGGGAAUAUUGCAAUACAGAAAUACGACAUUAGAAUGUGGUUAUUCUCCAGCUCAGUUAUUAAUGUCACGUAAUUUAAGAAUGAAAUUACCAGUUAGUGAAAAUAUACUCAUACCAAAAACAAUAGAUAGAGAUGAAUAUAGCAAAUUCAUGAAGGAAAAAGAAAGGAAAGUGAAAGAAUAUCACGAUCGGUCAGCAAGAAAUCUACCAAAUCUGUUUGUUGGGGAAAAUGUAUUUUAUAAAAAGGUUCCAUCAUCACCGUGGUUACCUGCUACUGUGAUAGAAAUAGGUCCUUUUCCAAGAUCAUAUGUCGUCAGAACACCUGAAGGUGUACAUUAUCGUAGGAACAGACAACACAUAUUAAAGCCUGCCAGUACAAUUAGUAGACAUGAUAGUGAAGUGUUAGUUAAGCAUGAAAAUAGUACAGCAGCUAGUUCCACUUUGCAUGAGAUUCCAAAUAUGAACAACAAUACAACAAUUUCAACUCAAAGUUAUAACAAUUCGAAUGUUAACGUAGAUAGGACACACAGACAAAAUGUAAAUAAUCAAUUUUGUACCAGGAGUGGUCGAAUAGUAAAUAGACCAAAAAGGUUUUCAUUUUCAGAAUAGUAAUGUGGCAAUGUAAUAUUGCAAGUAUAUUUUUUAAUUUGAAUGGAUAGGUUAGUUUUUUUUGUUAAAAAAAAAAGGGGCAUGUUAUGUAGUGUUAAGUUGUAAACUGACCUUUAUAUUUGUAAACCUGCCUUAACAUUAGUGACAUGGUGUGAAGUGUGAAGUGAAGAUGGCAACGCAGAUGGACAAUUGACAGAGAGGUCGAGGGGGCUCUUCAGAUAUAAUCCGAAUGUAAUAAAUGAGUUUGUAUUCAAUAAAUACUAAAUAAGAAACUGUCGUCAAUUCUAUAAUUCUAACAAUAAGCCCACAAGAAGAACAUAACACGGCCCUCGCAUAUACUGUAACUUUUAGCGACAAGGAAUCUGUAGAAUAAACAGUUAGUAUUGUAGCUAGUAUUUUGACCAUAUACAUAUCAAGAGCAGACAAGGCAUACUGAGUAGUGAUGUAGAUUAUAGUUACUUUCGAGUAAUCGUUACAAAUCGUUACUUUUGAAUAAAGUAAUCAUUUACAGUAUUCGUUACUUUGAUUACUUUUGUUACUUUUGUAUUUGAGUACCGGUAAUCAUAUGGCGAAUCGCAUUUCUCAGUACAUAUUUUGUAUUAGUAGGAUAAUUUGAUUAGUAUGAUUACUAUUGUACCUAUUUGAGUACCGGUAAUCAUAUCGAGAAUUGCAUUUCUCAGUAUUUCGUAUAAGAUCCGAUAUAACAACGACCUUCACCGAUCUAUUUAAUGGAUAGAAAUUAAAUGAUAUGACUUACCUAUCCGCCGUGUGCAAGUACUUGGAGGGGAUACGAGAAACGAUCGUGCGCGAAUAGCGGAGAAAUCUUGCAACUUUCUUAAAUAAUUCAUUAUCCAUUGAAAUUGUCAAAUUGACGUAGGUAUAUUUCAUAUCUACUGUCAACGAAGAAGAAAAAUUAUAUGUUGCUCCACAAUAUUGAUAUGAUAUGCAACUAUUAUAUAAAAGUAAAUUUAAUUAAUUGUAUUUUGCGUGUAGUAGUGCAUUUUAAUAAUUAAAUUUAUUUACUACAUACAAUUGUUUACCUUUUAAUAACAUAACCUUAAUAUUACUUUUUCUUCUUAUAAUUUUUUUGGGCUAUGGCCUUGACAAUUGUCCAGUAACCAGGACCAAUAUGAUUGGCCAACAAAAUUAAAAGUGCGAAAAAUGUUGCCGAGCUAUGAAACCAGGUGUCGCUUUUCCGAACUUACACGGUCCCAAUACAGGGUGUCCCGAAAAGAUUGGUCAUAAAUUACAACAUACAUUCUGAGGUCAAAAAUAGUUCGAUUGAACCUAACUUACCUUAGUACAAAUGUGCUCAUAAAAAAAGUUACAGCCCUUUGAAGUUACAAAAUUAAAAUCGAUUUUUUUCAAUAUAUUAAAAACUAUUAGAGAUUUUUUAUUGAAAAUGGACAUGGGGUAUUCUUAUGACAGGAACAUCUUAAAACAAAAUUGUAGUGAACUUUGUCCAACCCAUAAAAAUUUUAUGGGGGUUUUGUUCCCCUAAAUCCCCCCAAACUUUUGUGUACGUUCAAAUUAAUUCAUUAUUGUGGUACCAUUAGUCUUUUAUUACCAUUAGUUUCUAAAACUUUUUUGCCUCUUAGUAUUUUUUAGAUAAGCCAGUUUUUAUCGGGAUGCUCUUUUUUAAUAUGUUUACAUAAAAAUUUUAUGGGGGUUUUGUUUUUUUAAACCCCCAAAUGUUUGUGUACGUUUCAAUUAAACUAUCCCUAACAACACACAACAUUCCAGGAAUGUACUACCAAAGUUCUAUCAAUAUUUGAAUGUCCUGGACAUUUAGGGAACAUUCGGUGAACAUCUGUUUAAAUUAUUCCUGGAAUGUUACCAUAAGACAUUCUGUGAACAUACUACCAAUGUUCCUAUAUUUUAAGUUGCGAAAUAAUACAUACGUGUAAGAGAUACAACAUUACUUAUAACAUACCAGACAAACUAAGUGACAUUUUAGGCCUACAGUGCAAUAAUAUGUCUUUAAAGAGUUUCCCAAGAUUAUAAACAUACAAAUGUAAUAAAAAUUAUUGUUCGCGAAUAUUCAAUUUGGAAUGCGAUUUUGUUAAUAAAAAAAAUACUUAUAACUUAUGCAAAACCCAAGAGAGGCAUUUAUAUUUAUUUCUUUUGCGUUCAUUUUCAAAUUCGCCGUGCAUAUAUUUUUGUGCAUGGCGCUUGAGAGGGCAUCACGUGACUAAAAACGACCAACCAACGACCUCGCUUCGGCCAUCUUGGCAUCUUCAUCUUGGCGACCUUGCCUUGCCGUGGAUUGUUUUUAGUUGUUUGUAUUAUUUGUGCUUUUUAAGAAUAUUUUUUUAAUUCGGAUACUUUUAUAAUAGCUUUAAUAGUAUUAUUAACAUAGUGCAUAAAAUGGUGUCCUGUUUUUAACGCAGUUGGAGUAGCAGAAACAAAUGUAGAUAAAAAAAUCUGCAGGAAUAACCUUUCAAUUAUGACAGAAGCUCAUAACAAAUGACUGUGAAUGAAAAGCCCAUAGAUAUAUAAUACUCUAGAUUGCGCCUUACGAUCUUAAAAUGGGUGACGGUUGCGACAGAGAUAAAUGAGCCUAUUUGGUCGGUAGUCUCUUUCUAAUUCAAGGGGAGUAUCGACGACGUCACUAUCCUACUCUGUCCUCGAGUAUUUUAGAUGGUUUGACAGUUCGAGCGGAUGGCGACGAGAAUUGGUCGUUUGUUUUCGGACGUGGAUAAUCCUGGUUCGAAUCCCAUACCAAUCUUUACUUUUUUUAUUUUUUAUUUAAUCAAUAUUGCGUUUAUUAGAUAUUAUUACAUCUCUAAAGUAAAUCUAUGCAAAGAAAUAUAAUAACAAAUAAGAAAAACUGUGUAGGUACCUAUAAAUUUUUAAAAAUAUAAAAGCCAAUGUUAUUUUUUUAAUAAGUUAAUUGUAGAAUAGUAUAAAAUAAAGUAAUUGUUAAAAAUAUUCGUACAAAAUUACCAAUAAUUAAUAUCAAUAACAUAAUGUACCAUCGAUUUAUUAAUUGAAUCGGUCAUUUCAAAAACAACAUGAGUCACAUAUUCCUAAUUUUACAGAAGAGCAAAGAAAACUAUGUAACUAUAUAAGUAGUCGAAAGAUGGAUGAAAUGGAUGACAUCAAAAUUCAGAGUUAUAUUGUAGUUUUGUUCCUAAUGUUUUUACUGGACUGGUGUCGUUUUUGCACACAACGUUUAUCUUAAAGGAGUCUAUUCCUCUCAAAAAGUUAGUUUCUGAAAAUUAUGGACUUUGCUGUUUUUGAAAUGACCGAUUCAAUUAUAAGUAAUUAGACAUUAUUUUUAUUCAUGAAACUAUUGUUACAAUUUUUUAAAAAAGUAGAAGCAAAACAAACAUUCACAUCAUUCGAAUAAGGACGAAUUUAUAUUAAUAACGAAUCACUUUUAUUUUACUAUGCAGUUCACAAAUUAUGUAUUCCAAUAUUAACUUACUAUACAUACAUUUAUUAUCUGCUAGAUUUACACUUAGGUCCAUUUUUCAGAUGUAAAAAUAUCUAAUAAACGCAAUAUUGAUUAAAUAAAAAUAAAAAAAGUAAAGUUGGUAUGGGAUUCGAACCACGAUUAUCCACGUCCGAAGACCAAAGACCAUUUCCCGUCACCACCCGCUCCAACUGUCAACACAUAUUACUCGAUAAAGUGGGAUAUUCACGUCGUCGAUAUUCCCCUUAAAUUAAAAAGAGACUACCGACCAAAUAGGCUCAUUUAUCUCUGUCGCAACCGUCACCCAUUUUAAGAUCGCAGGGCGCAAUCUAGAGUAUUAUAUAUCUAUGGAAAAGCCCUAUUAAAAGGUUAGUAUGCAAAUAUGUAAACGAAAGUAUGCCCUGUAUUUCAGAAAAUAAAUUAAUACUAUUAAUACCCUAAUAAUACUAUUCAUAAAAAAUCUUUUAAGUAACGUAGAUAUAACAAAGUGAAUAAAAGGCAUAAAUCAGAAGAAUUAUUAUUUUAUUUUAUAAGUUAAUAAUUGGUCAUAUCCAUUUAUUAUUUUAAUAAUAAUUGUGAAUAAGCCACAAACUUCGCUUAUUCCUAACUAAAAUAGUAAAUAGAGAUAGGUAAUAACAAAAGGAUUUGUAAAACUAAAAUAAUUCUUUUUGCGUUUUUGCUAGUGUAUGCGUUUAUAAAUAGGAUGGUAGACCACACACUAUAAUAUGCAGUACCAACUAAUGAAUACACAGAAUAUUAUAGUCGAUUUGCUAAACUCAGUCUCAGUACUAAUUACUGUAAUUUUGGCAAAAUUGGCCAAAAACAAAAAAAAUUACCUACUAAAAUCACUAGCCAGUUGUGUCGGGGAAUCGACUAUACUAAUAAACAAUUUCUAAGCUGUUUUAUAAUAAUUUUGUGAGUUCAUUAAUCAUAUUUUUUAUUUAAAACUAAAAUUUGUUAAUAAUGCUUAGUAAUGCAUAUAUUUUGUAUUUUUAGCUUUCCAGAAGAUCCUGCGAAGAAGACAUGAAGUAUAGAUCAGAUUUGUUAAUAGAGGAGUAUGUUCAAAACACUUUUUAGAAAAAGAUAUUGACAGAACUUCACUUUCAUCUGUUCGUUUGAGAGACUGUGCUGUUCCAAUAGCUUAUGUCACACAGAAUCAGCUGAGAGAAGUGGUCUACAAAAAACCAGAAAGGAAACGGAAUAUGUGGCUACGAAAAGCAAAAGAAAGGUUUACAAAGCAAAUGUGACACAUUUUUUUAUAAUAUUUAAGAAUGUCAGCAAAUUACAUUAAAAAAUGUAUGUAAAGAUUUUUUGCAAUAAAAAUGUUUAUAUUUA
Diabrotica virgifera virgifera (western corn rootworm) is the source of this 9326-nucleotide messenger RNA. RefSeq lists its product as uncharacterized. Gene Ontology annotation, biological process: DNA integration. Bases 386 to 4573 code for a protein of 1395 amino acids. The transcript is spliced from 2 exons. The record is from RefSeq and is a predicted model, not a curated record. NCBI's taxonomy places the organism in Eukaryota, Metazoa, Arthropoda, Insecta, Coleoptera, Chrysomelidae. Gene Ontology annotation, molecular function: nucleic acid binding; zinc ion binding.